This is a messenger RNA of Dipodomys ordii (Ord's kangaroo rat), 5353 nucleotides long. RefSeq names its product regulating synaptic membrane exocytosis 1 (gene Rims1). Gene Ontology annotation, cellular component: presynaptic membrane; cytoskeleton of presynaptic active zone. The coding region runs from base 427 to 2907 and encodes 826 amino acids. Gene Ontology annotation, molecular function: transmembrane transporter binding; small GTPase binding. The transcript is spliced from 22 exons. The record is from RefSeq and is a predicted model, not a curated record. Lineage: Eukaryota; Metazoa; Chordata; Mammalia; Rodentia; Heteromyidae. Gene Ontology annotation, biological process: positive regulation of synaptic transmission; regulation of synaptic plasticity; regulation of membrane potential.
GUGCUAGCGUACAGGGGCCACAGCAUUUCCUCUGGCUGCAGGAAGGCAGCAGUAUUGUGCAUUGUUUUAGGAAAUACUUAAUUGCGUGGCUAGUUGAGCUUUGGUGUUUGCUACAUUGAGAAUCACUCAGUACAGCACAGAGCGGCAGAGAUGAAUGCUGUAGUCAGUGAGGAUCUGUACACUGCAGAGUUCUGUUUUGAUGACAGCAGCACUUAUGGUCUUUUUAGUGUCACCAUUGUAUAAUGUUGGACACUGCAGACAUUCUUGAGUUUGAUUGAGAAUGCAAGGGCCACAGGAAAUGUUAUUUAAAAUUUUGUAUUUUGAUGGAUUUUUUGUUUACUGUGUUGUGAAUUUGCUGCUGUUACUAGUCGGAAUUUAGAGUUUUGAUAUCAGUAGCAAUUAUUUAACCCUUCCAAUACUGCUGUUAUGUUUGCUGGGUUUCUACGAUUCCUACUACUUCAUACGUUGCAUUCUGGAACAGGUGACUUGGAUUAUUACUGGCUGGAUCCUGCCACGUGGCAUAGUCGGGAGGCCUCACCUAUUAGUUCGCAUCCUGUAACGUGGCAACCGUCUAAAGAGGGUGAUCGGUUAAUUGGACGUGUUAUUCUUAACAAAAGAACAACCAUGCCCAAAGAAUCAGGUGCAUUACUGGGACUUAAAGUUGUUGGAGGAAAAAUGACUGACUUAGGACGCCUGGGUGCUUUCAUCACCAAAGUGAAGAAGGGUAGCCUUGCAGAUGUUGUUGGCCAUCUAAGAGCAGGGGAUGAAGUUCUAGAAUGGAAUGGUAAACCCCUGCCUGGAGCUACAAAUGAAGAAGUUUACAACAUUAUUUUAGAAUCAAAAUCAGAACCUCAAGUUGAAAUUAUUGUUUCAAGGCCUAUUGGUGACAUUCCCAGAAUUCCUGAGAGCUCUCAUCCUCCACUGGAGUCCAGUUCAAGUUCCUUUGAAUCUCAGAAGAUGGAAAGGCCUUCUAUUUCUGUGAUUUCUCCAACAAGUCCUGGAGCUCUAAAAGAUGCCCCACAAGUGUUACCAGGGCAACUCUCUGUGAAGCUGUGGUAUGACAGAGUGGGGCACCAGCUGAUCGUGAAUGUUCUACAAGCAACAGAUCUACCCCCUAGAGCAGAUGGCCGGCCUAGAAAUCCCUAUGUAAAAAUGUAUUUUCUUCCAGAUAGAAGUGACAAAAGUAAAAGGAGGACCAAAACAGUAAAGAAAGUUCUAGAACCCAAAUGGAACCAAACUUUUGUCUAUUCCCAUGUACAUCGUCGCGAUUUUCGAGAGCGGAUGUUAGAAAUAACUCUGUGGGAUCAGCCUAGGGCACAAGAAGAAGAAAGCCAAUUUCUUGGAGAGAUCCUUAUAGAAUUGGAGACAGCACUUUUAGAUGAUGAGCCACACUGGUAUAAACUUCAGACCCAUGAUGAGUCUUCACUACCUCUGCCCCAGCCGUCACCCUUUCUGCCCAGGCGACAUCUUCAUGGAGAAAGCUCUAGCAAAAAGCUCCAACGAUCUCAGCGAAUCAGUGAUAGUGACAUCUCAGAUUAUGAGAUUGAUGAUGGUAUUGGAGUAGUUCCUCCAGUGGGUUAUAGGUCUAGUGCUAGAGAAAUUAAAGCAACCACAUUAACAGUGCCGGAACAGCAAAGAACCACUCACCACCGCUCACGCUCAGUAUCUCCUCAUCGCGGCGAUGAUCAGGGAAGGCCGCGUUCACGUUUACCAAAUGUGCCAUUACAGAGGAGCUUAGAUGAAAUUCAUCCAACCAGAAGAUCACGCUCUCCAACCAGACACCAUGAUGCCUCCCGAAGUCCCAUUGACCAUAGAGCCAGAGAUAUGGACAGUCAAUAUUUAUCUGAACAAGACAGUGAGCUUCUUAUGCUGCCCAGAGCAAAACGAGGACGAAGUGCAGAAUGCCUACAUACUACCAGUGAACUACAGCCCUCGCUUGACAGGGCUAGGAGUGCUAGUACUAACUGCUUGAGACCAGAUACUAGUUUGCAUUCACCAGAACGAGAAAGGCACUCCAGAAAGUCUGAAAGAUCUAGCAUCCCAAAACAGACUAGGAAAGGCACUGGCUCUGAUGCGGAAAGAAUGCAAAGACAAGGAAGUUCCAGCCAAUCUCCCCCAACAGACAGCGGCCUGGGCAGCCGGAGGGGAAGACAGCUUCCACAGGUGCCGGUGAGGAGCGGCAGUAUAGAACAAGAGUCAGGACACAAGAAGUUAAAAAGCACCAUUCAGAGAAGCACAGAAACGGGCAUGGCAGCGGAAAUGAGGAAGAUGGUGAGACAGCCAAGCCGGGAGUCUACUGAUGGCAGCAUCAACAGCUACAGCUCAGAGGGAAACUUAAUAUUUCCUGGAGUGCGACUGGGUGCUGACAGCCAGUUCAGCGAUUUUCUUGAUGGACUGGGUCCCGCCCAGCUGGUUGGACGCCAAACCCUCGCCACCCCUGCGAUGGGUGAUAUACAAAUUGGAAUGGAAGAUAAAAAGGGCCAGUUAGAAGUAGAAGUUAUUAGAGCACGAAGCCUCACACAAAAACCUGGUUCCAAAUCUACACCUGCUCCUUAUGUCAAAGUCUAUCUUUUGGAAAAUGGAGCCUGUAUAGCCAAAAAGAAGACAAGAAUUGCACGGAAAACUCUUGAUCCUUUGUAUCAACAGUCCUUGGUUUUUGAUGAAAGUCCACAGGGAAAAGUUCUUCAGGUGAUCGUGUGGGGAGACUAUGGCAGAAUGGACCACAAAUGCUUUAUGGGUGUGGCUCAAAUCUUACUGGAAGAACUGGAUCUGUCCAGCAUGGUGAUUGGAUGGUACAAAUUGUUCCCGCCCUCAUCACUGGUGGAUCCCACACUCACUCCCCUGACCCGUCGGGCUUCCCAAUCUUCUCUGGAAAGUUCAACUGGGCCUCCCUGCAUCCGAUCAUAGUGAAGUUGGAGUUUUUCCAGUAAACCUCUAUCUUGCAGGAUAACAGUUGAACCAGAUAUUUCACGAUCAAAAAGCAUUGUUGGAGACAAUCAACUUGUGUUUUUGCCUGUAGUAGUUUUUCAAUACUAUGUCCCAAUUGUUUAAAACAUGGCUUCAUAUGACAGAACAAGGCAAUCUACCAAAUUAGAGGAAGAAUCAAUGUGCUAGUGAGAGUCACUGAUGCUUCUAACAAAUAGAAAAAGAGGAAACUUCAGAUGCACACACACACACACACACACACAUACCACCAUCACCACCACACCAAAUUGAACAAACUGGAAACUCUCACUUUCUGAAAAGUCAUAAUUUACACAUUUCUGCACAGACCACAAGCAGUGUUAUUUUCCUGGUGUUUGAGAAACAUACUUGUUUCCAUGUGUGUGUGUUAUUGAUUUUUGUUUUUGUCAGUUUUUUUGUUUGUGUCGGUUCCUGUUUUCUUUGUUCUCAUUGUAAGUGAUUUCCACUCCUUUUUUGGGCUGUAUCAUAAAAGGUUUCAGGAUGCUAACAGAGACCCUUCCUUUCUUUUUCCAAAAGCACUAACUAAAAAGGGCUGAAGUAGUCUCUGUUGCAUUAACAAGUAGUCAACAACUACAAAUUGACACCAGUGAACAGUUUCACUAGCUUUCAUGUCAUAGUUAAAGUCUUAUGUGUGGAAACCCAAAAGACAAGAAGUUAUCUUCCAAAACUCACCCACCACAGCUUUGUCAAUGAAGAACAUCCCUGUCUGCCGUCCACACAUGUCCCGAUGUUUUCCAUUGUUUUGCAUGGAAGACUUUAUAGUCAAUCUACAACUAAUGCUGGGAACUCAAAGUAAUUGCAUAAUUGUACCUUGAAAACACUCCUGCUAGUACCUUCUUCCUUCCUGAUAUCUAAAACAACUCUGCUGAUGUAGACAAACUUUACUUCUGACUUCCCCAAAUGGUGACUAGGAAUGAAUUGGAGCCUAAGACACUUUCAGCUACACCCAGGCUUCUGAGCCAUGCUCCAGUGCAAUUUUUCACCUGCCCUGGAAAGAGGGUGGUAUGAGCUGUUCAGUAUUUCACUGGAUAUUCCAGUUGAAAUAUUCUGCACUAAACUAAUGUUUUUCUAUUGAAUUUCAGUUUACAUUUCUUUGAGGUCGAAGCAAGCACAAAGCUUGAUUUUUUUAAAUGCCAAGUAUCUUACUCUUUUUUUUUUUGGAUGGGGGGAGGGAAUCAAACCAAGUCAAAUUCUCAUUUGCAUUUUCUUCAUUUUGAGUUUUCCCUGACCUUGAAUAUCCCUUUGUGUAACCAUGCAACAAACUUCAGACACACAGGUGUAUCAGUCCGUUCUCUCUCCUUUUAUGAGUCAUUCAACUUUUGUGAUUACACAAAAUAGAGCAGCAUGACUUGGAACUGUUCAAAGCUGCAUGCACAUUUUGUAAAAAAAAAAAUGAAAAAAAAAGCAAAGAAACAAAAGGUUAUUUAACAAUGUAUGUUAGUUUCACAUAGGCUUGUCUGUUGCAUGUAUGUACAGUUUGCUUGUUAAUUACUCUAUUGAAAAUAACCAAGAAAUCUAAGCCAUCCAUUUUUGUUAUAGACAUUUUGCAAGUUUUAACUAGACUCCACCUCUUAGGGGUCUGGGCUGAAAUGUCUAUAGAUGGACUUUAUUUUUUAAACCCUCUGGAAAAUGUGAUGUAGUAUGGACCAAAUUCCUUCUAAUGAAUAUUUUGGUGUAGAUUCCUUUCGUGGGACUGUAACACAAGUAGACACUGUGUCCACACUAGGUUUUAAUCCAUAGACAUACUGCCUGCACCAAGUAAAUUAUUAUUUAUUAUUUCCACAUGCCAGAAUUUUAUCUGCCCAUCAUUCCACGGGGCACAGAUUGACCACUGCUCACCAUGCCGAGCAGGGAGAGCUGAAGCAUUGGUGCACUUGUCCUAGAUUCCGUUCUGUCUUAGUGGCCAACAAUCAACUGACUAUAGAAUUGGGGUAGCAUCUUUCUAUUCUGACCACUUGUCUUAACACUCUUCUCCAACCCCUGUGCUUUUAAAAUGAACUCCCAACUCAUGGAUGUAAACAUGUUUAAUAAAUUUUACUUUUCAUGUCUGAUAGUAGCCAUCUGUGUUCUAUGUCUGGCCAGAUUUCCAUUGUGGAUUCGAUGGUGCAAAAAUGGGAGCCAGAUUAUGGCCAGGGGAGGCUGGGGCUCAUUGUGUGCUUGCUAGCCUUGGAGACAUGACUUGUCACUGCACUCUCUAUGUCUUCUUCUCCGGCCUAAAAGGUACUUUGCAUCACAAACAAGUUUUUCACUCUGUCAGCCUGUCUUAAGUGAGCACAUGAUUAUACUUCUGAAAAGUGGCAUUAUUAAAAAAAAACAAUAAAUCUCAGUAAGAAUCAAAUGAAGGUUGUUUUUCUGCUACUGUUUGAAUGUGCUAAUAAAGGAGAGAACU